AUGAGUGCUAUGCUUACGCGUGCUUCGCGCUUCGCGCUCGUCUCCAAGCCAUUUUCUCAGACUCUUAGAUUCAAGUCGGUGUGGUCGGGCGUGCAGGCAGGUCCACCUGACGCCAUUCUCGGCGUGACGGAGGCGUUCAAGCGUGACACGGAUCCACGCAAGAUCAACCUCGGUGUGGGUGCGUACCGUGACGAGGCCGGUCUGCCCUAUGUGCUGCCAAGUGUGCUUGAGGCUGAUAAGCGCAUCGCCAACAUGAAUCUCGACAAGGAGUACCUGCCGAUCACGGGUCACUCCAACUACCAAAAGCUGGCUGCGACGUUCGCCUAUGGCGCUGACUCGAAGCCACUGAAGGAGAACCGGAUCGCGACGACCCAGAGUAUCUCGGGAACAGGAUCGCUCCGUAUUUCAGGCGAAUUUCUCGCUCGUCACUACCCAUACAACAAGGAGGUGUACCUGCCCACACCUUCGUGGGGCAAUCACCGCCCGAUCUUCCUGAACUCGGGCCUGCAGGUGAAGCAGUACACGUACUAUGACAAGGAAACCGUGGGAUUGAACCUCGAAGGUAUGCUGCGGGACCUGAAGAAUGCGCCAAGCAGGAGCAUCGUUCUGCUUCAUGCAUGCGCGCACAACCCGACAGGCGUGGAUCCAACGCAGGAGCAGUGGAAGCAGAUUUCGGACGUGGUCAAGGAGAAGGAGAUGUUCCCCCUCUUUGACAUGGCAUACCAAGGCUUCGCCAGUGGUGAUCCAGACCGCGACGCAUUCGCCGUGCGCUACUUCGUGGAACAGGGCCACCAAAUCGCGCUCUGCCAGAGCUUCGCCAAGAACAUGGGUCUGUACGGUGAGCGCUGCGGUCUGUUCUCGCUCGUGACGGCCAAUGAAGACGAGGCUAAACGAGUAGAAAGCCAGCUCAAGAUUACCAUUCGCCCCAUGUACUCGAACCCGCCAGUGCACGGUGCCCGUAUUGCCGAGCUCGUGCUUUCGGACCCUCAACUGUACGCUCAGUGGCUCAAGGAGGUCAAGGGCAUGGCUGACCGCAUCAACAAUAUGCGCCGUACGCUCAAGACGCUGCUGUACGAGAAGCACGGCUCCAAGCACAACUGGGAGCACAUUACGAACCAGAUCGGCAUGUUUGCCUUCCUGGGUGUCACGCCAGAGCAGGUCAACAAGCUUGUGAACGAGCACCAUGUCUACCUGACCCAGGAUGGCCGCAUUUCUGUCGCUGGUAUUACGGACCACAACGUGGGCCACCUCGCUGCCUCGCUGCAUGACGUCACUUCGAACUAA
Malassezia restricta is the source of this 1284-nucleotide messenger RNA. RefSeq names its product aspartate aminotransferase, mitochondrial. The record is from RefSeq and is a predicted model, not a curated record. NCBI's taxonomy places the organism in Eukaryota, Fungi, Basidiomycota, Malasseziomycetes, Malasseziales, Malasseziaceae. Gene Ontology annotation, biological process: L-aspartate catabolic process; biosynthetic process. Gene Ontology annotation, cellular component: mitochondrion. Bases 1 to 1284 code for a protein of 427 amino acids. The transcript has a single exon. Gene Ontology annotation, molecular function: L-aspartate:2-oxoglutarate transaminase activity; pyridoxal phosphate binding.